Messenger RNA from Rhizopus microsporus ATCC 52813, 1635 nucleotides. RefSeq names its product L-serine dehydratase. Gene Ontology annotation, biological process: gluconeogenesis. Gene Ontology annotation, molecular function: L-serine ammonia-lyase activity; 4 iron, 4 sulfur cluster binding. Bases 1 to 1635 code for a protein of 544 amino acids. The record is from RefSeq and is a predicted model, not a curated record. The transcript is spliced from 2 exons. NCBI's taxonomy places the organism in Eukaryota, Fungi, Mucoromycota, Mucoromycetes, Mucorales, Rhizopodaceae.
AUGUCCAACACUGCUGAAGUUGAAGAUAACCAAUCAAACAACACAUCCCCUCAAAACGAUCAUCAUGCCGUCGUCUCUACCUUUGAUCUUUUCUCUAUCGGUGUCGGUCCAUCAUCCUCGCAUACAGUCGGCCCAAUGAGAGCAGCCAAGAUUUUCAUUAAUGACUUGAAAGAUCAUAAUGUACUAGAUAAGGUCCAUUCACUCAGAGUAGACUUGUUUGGUUCCCUUGCGCUGACAGGUGAAGGCCAUGGUACUCCUGAAGCUAUCCUGAUGGGAAUUGAGGGUGAAGCCCCAGAUACGGUUGAGACAGGUACAAUUCAAUCAAGAGUCAAAGACAUCAAGACAAACAAAUCAAUUCGUUUGGACGGAACCCACAGGAUCACAUUUGACUAUGAUAAGCACAUGGUCUUCAAUUACUUCAAAACAUUACCCCAACAUCCAAACGGCCUUCGCUUUUGUGCCUAUGACAAAAAUGUCAACAUGGUGGCAACCAAUGAAUACUUUAGUAUCGGUGGUGGCUUUGUCGUCAACGAACAGACCCAAUUAGAUCACGGUGAGAAUGUAUAUUAUAAGCAGACAACGGAAAAGAAUGUGGUGGCAGAACGUCGUGAACAGGAUGUAGCUGUCGUCUCUUUGCCCUUUAGAAAUGCUCAAGAACUGUUGGAGGUCUGUAAGCGAGAGAAAAUGACGAUUGCCCAGGUUGUGUUUGAAAACGAAUUGAAGUGGAGCACUCCUGAAGCGAUCAGAGAAAAGUUGCUCAAGAUCUGGAAUACAAUGGACGACAGCAUCCGUAACGGUGUCAUGGCUUCUCCCGAUGACUAUCUACCUGGCCCUCUCAAAGUAAGACGUCGUGCACCUAGACUGUACAAUAAACUAUUGAAAGGAUUAUAUGGCACCCCUAUGAAUGCAAGCAAUGGAUAUCAUGACACUCGCAUCACUUCUUCACAGCAACUGCCUACAUCAAAUGAGCAACAACAAGUCAGCAGUCAGUAUCCACUCGCACUCAGCUUUUUACCUAAAAUGCCACGAAAGAAAUUCGUCCUGCCAGCUCUUGACUAUCUCUCGGUCUAUGCCAUUGCUGUUAAUGAAGAAAAUGCUUGUGGAGGGCGUGUGGUGACAGCGCCUACAAACGGUGCAGCAGGUACUAUCCCUGCUGUCUUGAAAUACUAUCUCGAAUUUAUCUCGGAAAAUCCAGAAAGAGAUGUCAUGGAGUUCCUGUUGACUACAUCAGCCAUCGGUAUGCUGUUCAAACGAGGUGCCAGUAUCUCUGCUGCUGAAGUUGGCUGUCAGGGUGAAGUCGGUGUAGCCUGUUCCAUGGCAGCUGCUGGUUUCACAGCAGUGAUGGGUGGUACAGUGGAUCAAGUGGAAAAUGCAGCAGAAAUCGGUAUGGAGCAUAACUUGGGUCUGACGUGUGAUCCAAUUGGUGGUCUUGUACAGGUACCCUGUAUCGAACGAAAUGCUCUCGCUGCAGUGAAGGCUAUUGCUGCAGCUCAAUUAGCUCUGAACGGUGAAGGUGAUCAUCGAGUAUCUCUUGAUCAAGUUAUAGAAACAAUGAGACAAACUGGUCUUGAUAUGAUGUCAAAGUAUAAAGAAACAAGCCAAGGUGGUCUUGCUGUGAAUGUGCCACUGUGUUAA